AUGAUCAGCAAUAACCCUGCUGGCGUGCUAGAGUUGGUCGACGGGAUAAUAGACGAUGAUCGUACAAGUCUCCGCGAAUCCAUACUCAACUACCGCGUGGAGAACGGGAGAACAUAUCAUCGGUAUAAAGAUGGCAAAUACACCAAGCCAAACGAUGAGCGGGAGAUGGAAAGAUUAGAGUUAGAAAACGAGCUAUGGCUUAUAUCCCUUGACUUCACCUGCGGCGUCGCCCCGCCGUGCAGGAUGGAUAACCAGACUGCGUGCGGCAGGGUGCUCGACGUCGGUACCGGCAGCGGUAUUUGGGCCGUCAGCUUUGCGGACGACCAUCCAGAGGCGGAGGUCAUCGGCAUCGAUCUCUCGCCGCCACUCUGCGACUAUGUACCGCCUAAUCUCAAAUUCGAGAUUGACGAUCUCGAAGAGGAGUGGACCUGGUCACGACCAUUCAACUAUAUCCACAGCCGCGUCAUGACGGGCGCCAUCGACGAUUGGGACCUCCACCUCCGCAGAUGUUACGACAACCUCGAACCAGGCGGCUGGAUAGAACUCCAAGAACUAGACGUCCACGUAACCUCAGACGACGGUACCCUGACCCCCCACCACGCCCUCGCACUGCUCGGCAGGCCCUACAUUGACCCGCGCGCCCUCGCCGCCGCGGGCUUCGUCGACGUCUCGGUCACGACCUUCAAAUGGCCGCUCAACGAGUGGCCCAAGAGCGCGAAGCACAAGCAGCUCGGCCGGAUCCAGCUCGAGAACGGGACGACGGGCAUGGAGGCCUUUACGAUGGCGGCGUUUACGCGCGCGUUCAAGUAG
Molecule: messenger RNA, 810 nt
Organism: Colletotrichum phormii
Lineage: Eukaryota; Fungi; Ascomycota; Sordariomycetes; Glomerellales; Glomerellaceae
Product: S-adenosyl-L-methionine-dependent methyltransferase
Exons: 8
Coding region: 1-810 (269 amino acids)
Source: RefSeq, a predicted model, not a curated record